CUCCAUUCGGGGAAAAGAAUUCCGUUGUUCACUGUACUGAUGUGAGCAAAUUUCUUGCUCUCGGUCGCACGCUGGAUGUGGCGGAAUCGACCCCUCAGAUGUUGGCCGCAUGAAGUUGGAUACAUGUAUUCCCACCACUUGCAAUGGACGUCUUUGGUGUUGGGUGAUUCGAAUGAUCUCGGAGACAUGCGCAAUUCAUUUCCGGAAUGAACCCGUUUAACGCAAGCGACGUGUUUGUGACACCGCCUUUGUCCGCGGCGACAACUGCCGAGCUCAAGGCAAUCGCAAAGACCACGGCCACUGAUAUCAUAACACGGUCCCAACAAGCUGGAACGAGUUCGUCUUGGUCCAUGGUGUUCUCGGAUAAAGCCCUUCGUAUUUUCAAGUUCGGUGGCACAAGUGCCCCCAUCGGGACCGCUACCAAGUUCCUCCACUGUGGACAGCUCCAAGUGCGUGCGUCGCUACAAGACGUGGUGCAUCUUCUGCGCACGGAUGAUGCCGCCCAUGCCACCGCGUACAAGCAGCGAUUUUGCAAAGACAUUUUGGCAACGUCGACGCUUUACAUGCUGAAACCUCCAACUCCCACCACGCCAACGUCGCGCAUUUCGAUUUCCUGGUAUGCGUUUCGGAGCCCCGUGAAGGGCGUGGUCAUGAAUCGCGAUGCCAUAUUGCUAGAGUGCCAUCAGGAAUUCACGAUCCAAGGCCGUCGCGGCUGGGUGCGAGCCGUCCGAUCCGUCCAGCUCCCUGGUUGUCCCAACUUGGAGAUCACGAGCGGCCUCGUACGGAUGCAAAACUACGGCAGUGGACAAGUGUUUUUGGAAUCGCUCGCCGAUCCUAACUUCUUGGACAUGUCGUAUGUGACCCAGGUCGACAUGGGGGUCGGCAAAUCCGAAUGGGCCAUCGAUGCCUUACGAAGCCGCGAUUUUCUCGUCGAAAAAGCCAUCGUCCGACGAUGUCAGAGCUUACGGGAAAUCGAACGAUAUCUAAAAGGCGACCCCCUGCAUGUCCGAGCCCCAGAAACGGCACGCCCGUUUAAAGCACUGCGUCGGCAUUGCUGUCUCUGCGACAAACGAUUCAGGGCGCUGAGCAAAAAGUUCUCGUGCGCAAAAUGCCCUCUUGUAACGAGAGUCGCUGUCAUUUGUCGCGGCCUACUGACCGAGUUGUAGGCAAUGUGUCGAGAGUGCGACAGCGAAUGGCGCUUGAAAUCUAAGCUGUCCGAGUCCAUGUGCGCGGCGUGCGCUGUCCGUUUGACAAGUGGAGGAAGUACCCCGAGCAAUUACUCGCACGGUAGCAGCAUUCCAUCUUCCACAACGCCGUUGAGUCAAACGUCAAACGUGUGGUGUUGGAGCUCCGAUUCGAGCAACAAUUGCGAAUCGAAAGCUCUGUCGGGGUCUUAAUCAUGGAGGAAAGAAGAAGUCACUGCCUCGAGCGAAGGAUGCUAUAUCCCCAGACGACGCCAUGCGCCAAAUCAGCCAACCAGCAUGAUGAACGUGCAAGAGCAUACUUGUGGGGACUUGGCAUCGAGCAACCUUUGCCGCACCACAGGGGUUUAUAAAACAAUUAUUCAGGAGCUUUCACGACGCAUGCCAGUGCUAAGGAUGUGAGUGCAACGAAUGGCAUGAACUGUGAUUUUUGC
Molecule: messenger RNA, 1636 nt
Organism: Aphanomyces invadans
Lineage: Eukaryota; Oomycota; Saprolegniomycetes; Saprolegniales; Verrucalvaceae
Exons: 3
Coding region: 207-1166 (319 amino acids)
Source: RefSeq, a predicted model, not a curated record